AUGGUAUUCAUGCUGUUGGGUUUACUGCUACUGUCUGAGGCAAUGCAUGUUGUUUGUUGUGCUCACUGUAAAAUCAGUGACCCUCUUCCAAUUCAGCACAAGUAUUAUCACUCAGGAGACCUCAUCAUUGGUGGUAUAAUUUCUCAGAUCUUCAUGUUUUUCAGCCCGAUAACCUUUGAAAGACAUCCCUCUCACGAACUCCUUGAUGUUGUCUAUUUUGCUGCAAGCUGGACCCACCUUGCCUCGAUGGAACUUCUCUCCACACGCAACAGAUUAAUCCCCAACUACAAGUGUGAUGUGUGGGAUAAAACAGUAGCUGCCAUUGGGGGACCUAAUUUAGAUGUGUCUUUCGUUAUGACAGUUAUUCUGUCUCUCUACAAGAUUCCACAACUCAGAUAUGGCUCUGCUCCAGUGAUGCCUGAUCAAACCCAAGAAGCUUUCUUCCAGCAAAUGUUCCCAAAUGGAGAACAGCAGUAUAUGGGGAUUCUCCAUUUGCUGCUGCUUUUCAGGUGGACCUGGAUUGGAGUGGUUUGUAUAGAAUAUGAUAGUGGAGAGAGUUUUGUGCAGACUGUGGUUCCCAAGUUUUGCAAGAGUGGUAUUUGCUUUGAAUUUAUAGAAUUUUUGAAUAAAUUGAGAAGGUUCAGCACGGACAGUUUUUAUGCUUUUACGACAGCGUUCCAAACAUACAAGAAUAUUCUGAAAAGCACUACGAAUGUUGUGAUCAUAGACGGAGACAUUAAAACUAUGCUAAUUUUGAGAAUGUUUCCUCAGAUUUCAGACAUUGAGGACACGCCAAUGAAGACAAAAGGGAAAGUCUGGAUUAUGAUGGCCCAGAUGGAAUUCACAUCACUUUCCUUUCAAAGAGAUUGGGGCAUAGACAUCAUCCAUGGUGCGAUAUCCAUUGCAAUCCACUCAAAGGAGAUUUUAGGAUUCCAGAAAUUUGUUCAGAUGAGAAAUCCUAACGUGGAGAAAGAUGAUGGCUUUAUUAGGGUUUUCUGGGAAACAGUAUUUAACUGUCAGUUCUCUAACUCAGAGAAAAAUGAGUUUGAUGUGGAGAUCUGCACUGGGGAUGAGAAGCUGGAGACUCUUCCCACAUCUGUUUUUGAAAUGAGCAUGAUUGGCCAUAGCUACAGUAUCUACAAUGCAGUCUAUGCUGUGGCACAUGCUUUGCAUGCCAUGCAUUCAUCGAAAUUCAAGAGAAGAGCAAUGGUGGUGAGAGGAAGAUGGAAGCAUCUAAAUCAACAGCCGUGGCAGCUUCACCACUACCUGAGAAGUGUCUCAUUUAAUAACAGUGCUGGGGAAGAGGUUUCCUUUGACCAAAGUGGGGAAUUAGUAGCUGGAUAUGAUGUUAUCAACUGGGUGACAUUUCCAAACCGGUCCUUCUCGAGAGCCAAAGUUGGAAAGGUAGACCCCAACGCUCCCCAAGACAAAAUGUUGAGCAUUUCUUUAGAUGCCAUUGUAUGGCCAACCCCAUUUAACCAGACACAACCCCUUGCAUUGUGUAAUGACGUCUGCAAACCGGGUUAUAGCAAGAGAAAGAAGGAAUUGGAGCCAUUUUGCUGCUAUGAUUGCUUUCCAUGUCCAGAAGGGAAGAUUUCAAACCAAACAGAUAUGGAUGACUGUUUUCGGUGCCAAGAUGAUCACUAUCCAAACAAAGGCCAGGAUUUAUGCAUUCCAAAAGAGAUCAGCUUCUUGUCUUAUGAAGAACCUUUGGGGAUCACUUUGACUACUUUUGCCCUUUCCUUUUCUUCUAUCACAGUUUUGGUGCUUUGGAUCUUCAUUAAGCACCGGGAAACUCCCAUUGUCAAAGCUAACAACCGAAGCCUCACCUACACUCUCCUCAUCUGCCUCUUGCUCUCCUUCCUUUGUGCUCUGCUAUUUAUUGGUCAACCUGAGAAACUGACAUGUCUCCUUCGCCAAACUGCUUUUGGCAUCGUUUUCUCUGUGGCAGUUUCUUGUGUUUUGGCAAAAACCAUCAUUGUGGUUCUAGCUUUCAUGGCCACCAAGCCUGGGUCCAAUAUGAGGAAAUGGGUAGGGAAAAGGUUGGCCAUUUCUGUUGUGUUUUCUGGCUCCCUGAUUCAAGCCACUCUUUGUAUUGUAUGGCUGGCAACCUCUCCCCCUUUCCCAGAUUUAGACAUGCACACAAUGACUGAAGAGAUUGUUUUGGAAUGUAAUGAAGGCUCACUCAUCAUGUUUUACUCUGUCCUGGGCUAUAUUGGUUUCCUGGCCUUGACCAGCUUCAUGGUGGCUUUCCUAGCGAGAACAUUACCAGACAGUUUCAAUGAAGCCAAGUUCAUCACCUUCAGCAUGUUGGCCUUUUGCAGUGUUUGGGUGUCCUUUGUUCCAACCUACUUGAGCACCAAAGGAAAAUACAUGGUUGCAGUGGAGAUCUUUUCCAUAUUGGCCUCCAGCGCUGGGCUGCUGGGCUGCCUCUUUUUCCCUAAAUGCUACAUCAUUCUGUUAAAGCCUACGCUUAACAACAGAGAGCAGCUAGCGAUAAGAAAGCAUUAA
Molecule: messenger RNA, 2511 nt
Organism: Rhineura floridana
Lineage: Eukaryota; Metazoa; Chordata; Lepidosauria; Squamata; Rhineuridae
Product: vomeronasal type-2 receptor 26-like
Exons: 6
Coding region: 1-2511 (836 amino acids)
Biological process (GO): G protein-coupled receptor signaling pathway
Cellular component (GO): membrane
Molecular function (GO): G protein-coupled receptor activity
Source: RefSeq, a predicted model, not a curated record